AAAUGCAAAGUCCAUUUACUCAGUGUGACCCGGUGACACUCCAUAAUGAUUUCUGCCUCUAAACAAUCCCAAUCUUUGCCAGAAAGUCUCGAAGUACAUUGCAUGCAAUUUUCUGCUUGAACAGCCAGAAGAAUAGGAGGCGGGAAUACACUGGGAAGUAGGCAGGAAAUAUUCGAUUUAGAGAAGAAGAGGUUGGCUGCAGCUCAGAAAUGUAUUUAUUUUGUGCCAAACCAAAAAGCACAGCACCAGAGAGUGAAUUACAUGGUACAUCAGGACAUCUACGCUCUCGGCUGACACUCAUCGUCGCCUCGCUGCUGUUUGCUUAAUUGGAUCGGCUUUGCCAGCGAUACAAGAGCCCGUUCUACGAUGACCUCGAACUUUCCACUCUCAAAAACUCUGAGACGAUCGUGGAGUUUACCUCCGACACGGAACAUCCGCAUUGUAGUGCUGGGCCAAAGUGCAGUGGGAAAAACAGCAAUGACGGUCAGAUUUAUCACUAAACGGUUUAUUGGAGAAUACGAUCCCACCCUCGAAACAAUUUACAGACACACCGGGGUUAUAGAUGGGGAAUUUGUCCAUUUUGAGAUCCUAGAUACUGCAGGUCAGGAAGAAGACUCACUUCAGCUCGAAGAGAAGAUUAAGUGGGGGGACAGUUUUGUUAUUGUGUACUCGGUGACAGACCGGUGCAGCUUUGAUGAAGUCAUGAGAUUAUGUUUUCUCAUCAACCACACCCACUCAGCCAAUAAAAAAGGAGCAACAGAGCACCCACCUAUCGUAAUAGUAGGCAACAAGAAAGAUCUGCAGUUUGAUCGUAUGGUGUCUACGGACGAUGGUGAAAAACUCUCCAAGGCAUUGAAGCACCCUUAUUUUGAAAUUUCCACCAGAGACAGCUAUGAAGAAACCACCAUGGUCUUCAAUACACUCUAUUGUGAGAUGCAGAGGCAAGGAUGUCUCUCCCCAGCAACCUUCAAGAAAAGAAAUGCAUCAAAGUUAAUGGAGAAGAUUCCAAAAAUUUACGCCAAUUCUACUUUAAUUGCAAAUGGUAGAAGUUUGAGUUUUAACUCAUUUCGAGAAUUUAUUCCAGAGUGAAAAAAAAAAAGAGAACAUGGGCCAGUUCUGUGUUCCUUUACCAGUAUGCCAGCCCUUAGUGAUGAAAGAUGUCCUCACUAGUGUGGUGUAUAGGUUAGAAGAGAAUUUGGUUACAAACUUUCAGUUGACCUUAAGUUUGCCACAGGUCGUACUAAAACCUUUUUGCUGAAUAAUUUGGCAAAAAGCUUUAGACCUUAGGAUGACUGAACACCAAAAAUGAACUGCUGAGAACGAGAUGGCCAAUGAAGACAGUUUUGGUUGGUUUAUAAGUCGAUGAACAUCCUUGCUCAAUAAACCAAGUUAUAGAAUGAUUUUGGAGCAUGAUGCCAAUCGUAUCUCCUCCCCGCACAUCUAAACCCACUGGAUACAAAACACAGCUUUUAUUAUUAAUUAUUAGGACUUGUUCACACAGCUGACAACGGUGACUGAAUCCUCGUACACA
Rana temporaria (common frog) is the source of this 1531-nucleotide messenger RNA. Its product is annotated as ras-related and estrogen-regulated growth inhibitor-like. The transcript is spliced from 4 exons. Gene Ontology annotation, molecular function: GTP binding; GTPase activity. Bases 367 to 1089 code for a protein of 240 amino acids. Lineage: Eukaryota; Metazoa; Chordata; Amphibia; Anura; Ranidae. The record is from RefSeq and is a predicted model, not a curated record.